CUUUCAUAUGCCAACAUACAUAUUUUCUUCUCAAACUCCUCUUUACAACUUCAUCAUCACCAUAUUAUCAAUAAUCAUGGGUGUUUUCACAUAUGAGAAUGAUACCACCUCUACCGUCCCUCCUGCCAAGCUCUUCAAAGCUGUCGUGCAUGACGCUGAUCUCAUCGUUCCAAAGGUUGUUGAUUCAAUCAAAACUGUUGAGAUCGUUGAAGGAAAUGGUGGCCCUGGCACUGUCAAGAAGCUCACUUUUGUUGAAGGAGGACAGACCUUGUACGUGUUGCACAAAGUUGAAGCCAUUGAUGAUGCAAAGUUGGAAUAUAAUUACAGUAUAGUUGGAGGAGUCGGUAUAUCGGAGAUAGUUGAGAAGAUAUCAUUUGAGGCCAAAUUGUUUGAAGGUCCAAAUGGAGGAUCUGUUGGAAAGAUGAUUGUUAAAUAUCAUACAAAAGGAGAUGCUAAGCCGAUUGAAAAGGAAGUUGAGGAAGGCAAAGCUAAGGGUGAUGCUCUUUUCAAAGCCAUUGAGGCUUACAUUUUGGCCAAUCCUAAUUACAACUGAUGAUACAAUCAUCACUCUCCUUACUAAUUAGCCUCCAAUGCAAUAAAGUGUCUGUUCCCUUUGGCUAUGUAUUUCACUUUAUCAAUAAUCAACAACUUAAUAUGAA
Molecule: messenger RNA, 659 nt
Organism: Lathyrus oleraceus (garden pea)
Lineage: Eukaryota; Viridiplantae; Streptophyta; Magnoliopsida; Fabales; Fabaceae
Product: ABA-responsive protein ABR18-like
Exons: 1
Coding region: 8-553 (181 amino acids)
Biological process (GO): defense response; abscisic acid-activated signaling pathway
Cellular component (GO): cytoplasm; nucleus
Molecular function (GO): abscisic acid binding; signaling receptor activity; protein phosphatase inhibitor activity
Source: RefSeq, a predicted model, not a curated record